Messenger RNA from Microplitis demolitor, 2819 nucleotides. RefSeq lists its product as uncharacterized. Gene Ontology annotation, molecular function: protein binding. The transcript has 11 exons. The record is from RefSeq and is a predicted model, not a curated record. NCBI's taxonomy places the organism in Eukaryota, Metazoa, Arthropoda, Insecta, Hymenoptera, Braconidae. The coding region runs from base 647 to 2797 and encodes 716 amino acids.
CACCAGCAAACUGGCGUUCGUCUAAAGUCAGUUUCUCGUUAUCCGGCUUCGAGUGCUGUGUUAAUUUAAAAACAUAUAUCUCUAUAUAUAUAUAUAUAUGUCAUAAACUUAACAAGUAAUUAGUUUUUGUGAACUAGUUGGUGUUUUAUAAAAUUGUUAUUAAUUACAGACUUUGUUUUUUAAAAAUUCAAAUUAAAAGAUAAUUGUCCCGUGGAGUUAAUUCGAGGAAAUUUCAUGGUGAAUUAGUUAAACUGUCAUAUGGUAUGAAGCGUCAAUCCAACCCAAGGGCAUUUUCGAGUACCUGAUUUAUGGAUAAAUUCACUGGGACCCGAUAUGACGUAUCAUCCAUGUGCAUUAUCCAGAUCAAAACGACCGGCACAGUCGACUGACAGCAGAUGUGGCCAUUGUCGCUUCACUGACUCGAUCCCUUAUGGCCAGUGUUGAUAAAUGCGCUUACCUAUACACAUAUCUAUAUCUAUAUAUAUAUAUAAACACAUUCAUCCCCAGUCUAUUAUAUUAUUAGACCCAACAUACGGAUCUCGUUUACUUCAGAAUGCGGCAAUUAUGAUGAACGGAUUAUUAUUUGAAAUAUUGAUGUUACAACCACCGGUCAAUAGUUAUCGUUAUCAUCAAACAUUAAUCCGGAAUGGGCAGACGAUCAGGCGCGUGGUCCAGAGGAUCUAAUAAAAAAAGUGUAUUAUUUUACACAACGGACUGUGGAGGUGAAGAUGAAAAUGAAGAUAUCGCUCUAAGUCUACAGCAGCGUUCAUCUUCACUGACAGCACUACAUAAUGUAGACCCAGCAGUAUCUUCACAGCAAUUUUUAUUACAAGAACCGAGAAUGGCGCAAUUGGAGACUUUGGAAGCUAAGAUGGCGAGUAUCGAGGUGUCAUUAUCCACCACAACUCCGAGAAGAAAAAAGGGUGGAAGUCUUACCGGUGCAAUAACCUUGUCUACCGGUCACAAGAACAGAGAUUACUAUAAAGAGGUCGACGCUCUUAGGGUCGCCCUUCGGGACAAGGAAAACGUUAUCCAGACUCUCAAGAGUCAGCUGUGUAAUAAUUUGAGUAAUCGACUCGCAUUAAGAAAUGGAGUACUUCCAAGCCCGCUCAAUGAAACUGACAGAAAAAAUACUGAAGAGAGAGUUAAUAAACUGGAACGAGACGCUGAUAAUAAAAGACUGGCUAUUAAAAAUCUUAAACUCGCGUUAGAGCGUUUAGAUAUUACGGAUAACAUUGACACGAGGAUACAGCAAGCGGAAUUGGAGUAUCGAUUGGGACGAGAAGAAUUGGAAUUGUUAUCGGUUAUGGAAGAAAUGAGAACACUGCAGGCUGCAUUGGAAUUGGCUGACACUCAGGAGAAACAGAAAAAUGACUCUAUUUUUAGCUGUAUAAAUGAAGCUCGUGGAACGAGAUCAAUGAAUUUAUCAGUGUAUGCCAUUGAAGUGAGCGCAGAUCCCAAGAGCCCGAGAUUCGGUGCGGGUCCACGAGACAAUGCGCCAGGAUUGUACGUCGACUGGGCCGUUGAAGAUUCAGGCCUUCAAAAAGAAGAUAGAUUAUUAGAAGUAAACGGUAAGCUGGUAGUUACUGCAGCAAUGUCAGAUUUAUCAAGAUUACUAGGGGUAACACCAGAAGCCGCACACAUUGUCGUGUUAAGAAAAACAAAUGAUUCAUUAGCGGCCUUACGAGCCCUAAGAUCAGAGAAUCUUCGUCUUAAUCAUCGUAUCAGUUAUCUAGAAGAACAAGUACGUGAUUUAUUAUCAUCACCCGUAAGGACUAAAAUAUCAGUUAUCGACCCGGUGAUUAAUCGUCAAGAUGUUCAAGUGUUUCAAAAAGGCCCGCAAGUGUCGCUGAUAACAGGAAAAAAAUCCAUUGAAAAUUUAUCAACGUCGUUAAAAUUAAAUAGUUCAAAUGGAGAGACACGUGACAAAAGUUUACCGAUUUAUCAAACAGUCACAAGUAUAUCACCCACUAAAUCAACGCGUAGUGAUACUAAUUUACGUACACGUCGUCAUUCAACUGAUUUAUUAUCAACAUCGUCAUCAAAUUUGAAUAAGCUGCAGUCAGAUUUGAAUUAUAAAUUAAUGUCAAGUAAAAAUACAAAGAAAAAUAGCGAAAGUAAAUCAAUUCGCGGGUCAUCAGCAGCGGAAGUGAUAGAUUACUAUCCAGAUAAUAAUCAGCAGCACAAUUAUCAGCAAAGACGGAAAAACAGUACAAGUAGUAGCAGUUUAGCGCACUAUCAAUUAGGAUUAACAGAGUCGGCAAUUGAAUUCGACUCGGAGCCAAUUUACCACCGAUAUAAUCGUAAUGGUAAUGAGGACACUCAGUCAACUUGUUCGUCGCAUUUAAUUACUGACAGUGGUGGCCUGCAAGACGAUAAUAAGAGACGUCCAUUGACGGUAAUGCCAAUCGGAGUACCAAAGAAACCUCUGAGACUCUCAUUACAUCGAGCCACGAGUCUUCAAUCUGUCGAAAGCGCGCCCCCAACACUUUCGACUUCAGCUGCUGUGUCAGCUGCGAGAAAAUCUCUCAAAAGGAAUUAUCAUGAUGACUAUGGAAAUGUCGUUGAAAAUAAUAACAGAAAUAAUAAAUUGGAGAUUUUCAAUGCUGAUAAAGACAGAAAAAAUUACUAUGAUAAUUAUUUACAGUCUUCGUCGGCAUCUACGCCGCAGUUGCAUGUUUUGAAAACGAGUAACUCACGGACGGAAUUGUCUGGUAAAAGUAAUCAGUGGACUCCCCCGAAAUCUAGGAGAUCUAGAUCACAUUUUUCUUCGUUAACGAUGAAUAAAUGGUGUUAGCUACGCUAUAUUUAUUAAUAUU